Molecule: messenger RNA, 4049 nt
Organism: Acanthaster planci (crown-of-thorns starfish)
Lineage: Eukaryota; Metazoa; Echinodermata; Asteroidea; Valvatida; Acanthasteridae
Product: lysosomal acid glucosylceramidase-like
Biological process (GO): glucosylceramide catabolic process
Molecular function (GO): glucosylceramidase activity
Source: RefSeq, a predicted model, not a curated record
UGUACAUACAUGUACAUGUGUUACAAUGAAAAUGGAGGCUGAUCAUUCUAACAAGGCUGAAUUUCAUGUAUGAAGGAUGCAGCUACAACUUCUUUGAUGCAAAGGCAUAGUGCUUUAGACAGGUGCAAACGGUCCAAAUAUGACUACAGAGUACAUGUACAGCUGGCAUGGCUGGAGGUCGAAAGAGUUCAUUUUUUACAGUGAGAGGAAAACCAGAGAACCUUGAGAAAAACUACAUGUAUCAGAGCUCAGGAAAGAAUGCAGAAGACAAGCCCUGCAGACAGAAGUAUUUCCAGGGGGGAAGCUCUUUUGUAUGUGAAUGCUCUGCUGACUACUGUGAUACAGUAGAGAGACAUGGCAACAUUCAACCCAAUGAGAUUGUAGAGUACAGCUCAAGCAGAGACACUCAUCGCUUUUCAAAGACGGUGCUCGCUAUGAAUGAACAUCCAGCUGAGAAUGUGGAACUGUUGACAGUCAAUUCCUCUGAAGAAUAUCAGAGAAUUGUGGGGUUUGGUGGAGCCUUCACUGACUCAGCAACUAUGAACAUCUUGAAUGUAUCAAGCAAGGUUCAAGAAAAUCUACUCAGGUCUUACUACUCUAUGGAAGGUAUUGAAUAUAAUAUGGGUCGUGUCCCCAUCCAUAGCUGUGACUUCUCUCUGUCAGAAUAUAGCUAUGAUGAUUAUGAUGGUGACUUUGAUCUGGUCAACUUUACACUAGUAUCCGAAGAUUUAGAUUUUAAGAUCCCAGUAAUUCAACGAGCUAAGGCCAUGAGUGAGUACGACAUCCGGCUGUUUGCCAGCCCUUGGUCUGCUCCUGCAUGGAUGAAGACUAACGGUAUGAUGCAUAACACAUUCAAUCAAGGAAGACUCAUCGGCAACCCUGGCCAAAAAUACUACAAGACAUGGGCAAACUAUUUUAUCAAGUUUCUCAAAGCUUACGAGGAACAUCAUGUUCCCAUGUGGGGGCUGACUGUGCAAAAUGAACCCACAGCAGGGCUAGUUCCAUUCUACAACUGGCAAUGUAUGGCCAUGGAGCCACCUACUAUGAGAGAAUUCAUCAAGAUGGAUCUCGGACCUGCUCUACAUGACAAUGGCUAUGGACACAUUCAACUCAUGACACAUGAUGAUAACUUGCCCGGUAUACUGGAAGAUACUGAAACCAUUUUGAAUGACACCCAAGCCCGACACUACACAUCAGGUAUAGCCCUUCACUGGUAUCAGGAUAACCUCCCUUCAGCAGACUAUCAUCAGCUGGAUGAGAUCAUGCAACAUUAUCCAGAACAAUUUGUAUUGGCCACAGAGGCUUGUGAUGGGUACCAGUUCAAUGCAGAACCAGUUAUCCUAGGGAGCUGGGAGCGCGGUGAGGGCUACAGUUCUGAUAUUAUCAUGGAUUUGAACCACUUUGUAGCUGGCUGGGUGGACUGGAAUCUAGCUCUGAAUAUGCAAGGAGGACCUAACUGGGCCAAGAAUGAAGUUGACAGCCCCAUCAUAGUGGAUGCAGACAAUGAUGUCUUCUACAAACAGCCAAUGUUUUAUCAUAUGGGUCAUUUCAGUAAAUUUGUCCCAGCAGGAUCAGUGCGUAUUGGGCUUCAUAACUCCAAUUCAACCAGCUCUCUUGACACUAUUGCAUUUAAACGUCCAGAUGGUGCUUUGGCAGCUGUGCUUCUCAACAGGGGAGACACAGAUGCACCAUUCAGCAUGCAUGACAUCAACAAAGUGGGCUACUUCAAUUCAUCAAUCCCAGCACACACUAUCAAAACAUAUUUGUGGAAGUUUGCAGAUUCAUCUCUGACCACGGAGUCUUCAGUAUCUUCAGAACAUCCUACUGUCUCUAACGACUGCAGCAGGGUACAGAAUAAAGCUGCCUGGAUUCUAACCACAGCCUGGAUUACAUGUAGUUUAAUCACUAUGGUUAUCAAGAUGUGAAAUCACUUCAUUAAUAAUUCAACAAAGUGUGUCAGAAACUGACUGAACAUUUACAGGCUGUAUACUGUACACAUGUACCUGUCAAUAAGCUUCAGAAAAAGGUACGCAGUAUUUAAAGCAACACCAAGUAUCACAUAGUGUACUGGCACAUGUAAACCCUGUGCAUGUACAAAGCACAUGCACAUUAUAAGAACCAUAUACCGUAACAAUCUAUUUUUAAAAGGUCACAGUCUUUUGCAUCAAAUUAAACAGUAAAUUACCAUAUCUACGCUUUUGCUGACUGCUUAUAAGAAUCCAUGGUACAAUACAUGUUUUCAGACCUCUUUUUUCAGUUUCUGAUAACAAAAUGUACUGGUACCUGAUACAUGUACAUGUAUGUCUAUUGAAACCAUGACAUUUUGUGUGCCACUUCAUGUCAUUUGAUCAUUAAAAUAUUUACAGUAUACAUGUACAUGUAAGUUUCCCAAAUUUCACAAAGGACACAUGAACAUGUAACUACUGACUUGACAAGUUACGUUCUGACUUGAAGAUAAAGAGGGAAAAGUAGGGAUUGAAGUCAAGUCAUACAUGUCCCGGUACCCCGUACAUGUACGGUAUCAAUUUGUAAAUGGCACUACUUUAUGUACAUGUACAAUACACGUACAAGUACAUGUAUGUACUUCAUGCUGAUUUUACACCAUUCUUACACAUGUGUUAGCAACCAGAUGGGAUAUGAGUUAAAAGUCAAACAAAUGUGCAAAUGGUUUUCUCAUUUAGUUUAUUAGCAAAUUUAUUCCACUGAUGAAAAAAUUUGUUUGCAUGUAUAUGUACCGGUAUAUGAACCUUUGUUAUUUGCUAUGAUGGGUGAUAAAGGUAAUAAGAAAUAACCUUGAUGGACUCAUUAGCAAGCAUGCAUCACUGGAAUGAGAAAAUAAACAAAAGGCAGUAACUUUGGGCAUGUGUAAAACUUUGUUCAAAAAUUACUAUUUACCAUGUUUGUAAUUCUGUGUCAAUUCAAUAUGCUUUUGGACCGGACCAGCACAGAUAGAAACCAAAUUCGGUGUGCUGAUUGGAUUCCAAGAGAAACUCGCGAACCCAAAUUUCAUGUCAAUUGGCAACCUAGCUUUUGAGAUACGGGUUAACACACUUUUGUCUAACAUACAUGUAGCUUAAUCCGUUUUGUUUGGACAGCCAUACAUGUACAUGUAUGUCCUGAAGUAAAGCACCCACAGAAAUAUCAAAAGUAUUCCAUGAACCACCGAAAAAUUAUGCAAAUCUACUCCUUUGACCUCGAUUUUCAAAAGUGCACAGUUUUCAAAAUGAAUGAUAAAUGUAACCAACAUUUCGAGAAAGAUUUAGGAUGAGCACUCUUAUAGUUUGGAGUUAUGUUUAUUUGAACCUUGGCAAAAACUGAAAAGUAUAUGAAUUGUACAAUUUAAACAUGCAUUUUUGAAAAUUAAACAUUUUUUGCAAAUCGAGGUCAAAGGUCAUCUAUUUGCAUAUUUUACAGUUGUAUGUGGGAUGAUUUUAAUUGUAUCUCUGUGGGUGCUUUACUUGAGGAAAUAUAGGGCUGUCCAAACAAAGCAUUUCAAUCCUUGACGGUCGGGUCCCAAAGCAUGUUGAAUUGACAAAGCAGGUCAAGUUAAUUAGUCAAAAUUUUUUUAACCUGUAUCCCAAAAACUAAUAGACUGAUUGACAGAAAAUUUCAGUUCUGGGGUUUUCUCAAGGAAUCUGAUCAACAAACCAAUUUUUGUUUCAAUCUUGUUAUCUAUGGUCAGGUCCCAAAGUGUGUUGAAUUAACACAGAAUGACCCAUGUACAUGUACAUGUAUACAUGUAUCAACAACCAGUAUUGAAUCAUUAGCAAGCAUGCAUCACUGAAAUCAGAGAGAACAAAUAAAAGACGGUAACUUCUGGCAUUUGUAAAACUUUUUUUUUAAAUUGUAAAAAAAAAUGUUUUACAAAUUAGUAAUUACAUACGUUUUGGCUAUAAAUUAAACAAUGUGGAACACCAAAUUUCAAAUUCAACCAAAGUAUUUCACUCAUUUCAAAAGCAUAAUAAAUUGUGCACGUAUAUAACAAAUUUAGAACAAGUGAGUUGUCUACUGAUCCUGUAUAACAUACAUUUUUACAAAAGACAUCUUUU